AUGGGGCCAGGACAGGAUCAGCCACGUGAAUCUCAUCUCAUCUCACUCAAGGUGAUGCGAUUGUCGCGUCCAUCACUUGUUACUGGUCAUAGUCUCUACUUUGGGUCACCUCAUGGGAAAUCAAAUCUUGCAACGGAAACAGAAACGACACUACAAACAGAAACUGAUGAGGCUCUGGAUAUGGGGGAUUUCGGAGUCUCCGAAUUGCUAACCAUGCCAGCAUCAUUUGGAAACAUCUACCUUGGCGAAACGUUCACAUCAUAUAUCUGUGCAAACAACGAAUCUGCACACCCUGUUCGAGAUGUGAUCCUCAAGGCAGAACUUCAGACCUCCACCUUGCGGUUCGCCCUUUCAGACACUCUUACCGGAAAACAUAUUCAGCUCCUAGAAUCUGGGAAAACGAAUGAAAUAAUUGUAUCGCAUGAAAUUAAGGAGUUGGGAACCCAUAUCUUGGUAUGCUCGAUUCAAUAUACAACACUGGAUGGACAGCAAAAGUCCUUCCGAAAGUUUUACAAAUUCCAGGUGAUGAACCCACUUUCGGUCAAGACCAAAGUC
Messenger RNA from Lobosporangium transversale, 555 nucleotides. RefSeq lists its product as hypothetical. Gene Ontology annotation, cellular component: TRAPPIII protein complex. The annotation marks the transcript as partial. The transcript has 3 exons. Lineage: Eukaryota; Fungi; Mortierellomycota; Mortierellomycetes; Mortierellales; Mortierellaceae. The record is from RefSeq and is a predicted model, not a curated record.